Molecule: messenger RNA, 1508 nt
Organism: Nematolebias whitei (Rio pearlfish)
Lineage: Eukaryota; Metazoa; Chordata; Actinopteri; Cyprinodontiformes; Rivulidae
Gene: kcnj15
Product: potassium inwardly rectifying channel subfamily J member 15
Exons: 2
Coding region: 288-1298 (336 amino acids)
Biological process (GO): regulation of monoatomic ion transmembrane transport; potassium ion import across plasma membrane
Cellular component (GO): plasma membrane
Molecular function (GO): inward rectifier potassium channel activity
Source: RefSeq, a predicted model, not a curated record
GAGGAUAAAGAGCCGUCCGCCGUGCAGAUCAGAGUUUACAGCUUUUGUGCCUUAACCCCGUUUUACCUCGAACUCCUUUGUUGUUCGGAGCGGACAAAAGGAGAAAGGAGGACCCUGGACUGGAUGUUCUCCAGCUUCACCUUACAGAUUUGACAUCAUGACACAAAUGAGGGCGAACACCUGAGGCUGCUCAGCAAGACGCCACCGCCGGAUGAAGCUUUUUUUUAUCUGCAAUGCCAAAGUAAACCUUCAGAAGUCUAAGCCAGUUUUUGUUGAACCAGAGCAACAUGACCCACAAGAAGUCAGAGGUCCAGAGAAGGAUCGUGUCCAAGGAUGGUCACAACAACGUUCAGAUCGACAACGUGGAGGGCAUGGUCAAGCUGUACCUGCACGACAUCUGGACCACCGUGGUGGACAUGAAGUGGCGCUACAAGCUCACUCUGUUUGCCUCCACCUUCAUCAUGACCUGGUUCAUCUUCGGGGUCGUCUUUUACCUAAUCGGUUUGGGAAAUGGGGACUACGAUGUCGGGCUGAACGCCACGCACACGCCCUGCGUGAUGAACGUGGAGACGCUCACCGGAGCCUUUCUGUUCUCUCUGGAGUCGCAGACCACCAUUGGUUAUGGCUUCCGCUGCAUUUCUGAAGAGUGUCCUCUGGCCAUCUUCACGCUGGUGGCCCAGCUCGUCAUCACUGGCCUGGCGGAGAUCUUUGUCACGGGUGCUUUUCUGGCCAAACUGGCUCGACCCAAGAAGCGAGCGGAAACCAUAAAGUUCAGCCAGUUUGCAGUGAUCUGUCGGCACCAAGGGAAGCUGUGUUUGAUGGUGAGGGUGGCCAACAUGAGGAAAAGUCUCCUGAUCCAAUGCCAGCUGACAGGAAAGCUGUUUCACUCCAACGUGACGGAGGAAGGUGAGAAGACCCAAAUCCACCAGAGCUCCGUUGACUUCUACAUGGAUUCCAGUGAAGAAUGCCCCUUCCUAAUCCUCCCGCUCACCUUCUACCACGUCAUCGACGAGCACAGCCCGCUGGCAGGACUGACGGCAGACACUCUGCGCAGUCGAGACUUUGAGCUGCUCGUCACCCUCAACGCCACCAUGGAGUCGACCGCAGCCACGUGCCAGAGCCGCACCUCCUACAUCCCUCAGGAGAUCCUGUGGGGUUACGAGUUCAAACCGGUGCUGUUCAGCACCGAAAACGGGCGAUUUGUGGUCGAUUUCAACUUUUUCGACCAAGUGCAAGUGAGCAACGACGCAGACCUCCAGAGCAGCAAGACAGAGAAACUACAACUGGGUCAAGACUAAGAAGAAACGAUGAAAGCAGUUGGUUUGACCGUACGGACACUCGACCGUAGUGUUCGUUUAUGAGCGUGUUCAAUCAUUCAUCACAGCAGACGCCCCUCGUUCUGUUUUCAAUCACGUAGUAAAAAGUGAUUUGGUCCUUUUUGUUCGUAGCUACUACAAAUCAGAUUGUCACUAGAAAACAAUCUCUACACUGUUUUUAUAAAAAGAUUU